GGCUGAAGGAAAUUCGUAUAGACGAGGAGGUGAAGAUCGCAGUCAACAUCGCCCUGGAGCGCUUCCGGUACGGGGACCAGCGAGAAAUGGAAUUUCCUUCUUCUUUGACCAGUACUGAAAGAGCUUUUAUUCAUCGACUGAGUCAAUCUCUUGGUUUGGUCUCUAAAAGUAAAGGAAAGGGAGCAAAUAGAUACCUAACUGUGAAGAAGAAAGAUGGAUCAGAAACAGCUCAUGCAAUGAUGACCUGUAAUUUGACUCAUAAUACAAAACAUGCUGUUAGGAGCCUAAUUCAGAGAUUUCCUGUCACCAAUAAAGAGCGUACUGAACUUCUGCCCAAAACAGAAAGAGGAAAUGUGUUUGCAGUUGAAGCUGAAAACCGAGAAAUGAGCAAGACAAGUGGACGACUCAACAAUGGCAUACCUCAAAUUCCAGUGAAAAGAGGAGAAUCUGAAUUUGAUUCUUUCAGGCAGUCUUUGCCAGUGUUUGAGAAACAAGAAGAAAUUGUUAAAAUAAUUAAGGAAAAUAAAGUAGUUUUGAUUGUAGGAGAAACUGGGUCUGGAAAGACCACACAGAUUCCUCAGUUCCUUUUAGAUGAUUGCUAUAAAAACGGUAUUCCCUGCCGUAUAUUUUGUACUCAACCAAGACGAUUAGCAGCUAUUGCUGUGGCUGAAAGAGUUGCUGCAGAGAGAAGGGAAAGAAUUGGUCAAACAAUUGGAUAUCAGAUUCGAUUAGAAAGCAGGGUUUCUCCAAAGACGCUUCUGACAUUUUGCACUAAUGGGGUAUUGCUUCGUACAUUGAUGGCAGGUGAUCGUACAUUGUCAACUGUGACACAUGUUAUUGUGGAUGAAGUGCAUGAGAGGGAUCGAUUUAGUGAUUUUUUACUUACGAAGUUAAGAGAUUUGUUGCAAAAGCACUCAACUUUGAAACUGAUUCUUUCUAGUGCUGCUUUGGAUGUAAAUCUCUUUAUAAGAUAUUUUGGAAGUUGUCCAGUGAUUUAUAUACAAGGAAGACCAUUUGAAGUAAAGGAAAUGUUUCUGGAAGAUAUUUUAAGAAGUACUGGGUAUACAAACAAAGAAAUGUUAAAGUAUAAAAAAGAAAAACAGCGAGAAGAAAAACAGCAAACCACUCUUACAGAAUGGUACUCAGCUCAAGAGAAUACUUUCAAGCCUGAAUCUCAGAGACAGAGAACUGUUCCAAAUGUGACUGAAGAAUAUGAUUUAUUGGAUGAUGGAGGUGAUGCUGUCUUUAGUCAGCUGUCAGAAAAAGAUGUGAAUUGCCUUGAGCCAUGGCUGAUAAAGGAAAUGGAUACUUGUCUUUCUGACAUAUGGCUACAUAAAGAUGUUGAUGCCUUUGCUCAAGUCUUCCACCUUAUUUUAACUGAAAAUGUUAGUGUCGAUUACAGACAUAGUGAAACCAGUGCCACAGCACUGAUGAUUGCUGCAGGACGAGGCUUUGCAAGCCAAGUGGAGCAGUUAAUUAGCAUGGGUGCCAACAUCCAUAGCAAAGCGUCAAAUGGCUGGAUGGCCCUGGAUUGGGCUAAACACUUUGGGCAGACUGAAAUUGUGGAUCUUCUAGAAUCUUACAGUGCUUCAUUGGAAUUUGGAAACCUAGAUGAAAGUUCUCUGGUUCAAACAAAUGGAAAUGACCUUAGUGCAGAAGAGAGAGAGCUCCUGAAAGCUUAUCAUCACAGUUUUGAUGAUGAAAAAGUUGACUUGGAUUUGAUCAUGCAUCUUCUAUACAAUAUCUGCCAGAGCUGUGAUACUGGUGCAGUAUUAAUUUUUCUACCUGGAUAUGAUGAAAUUGUUGGUCUGAGAGAUCGCAUCCUGUUUGAUGACAAGCGGUUUGCUGAUGAUGCACAUAGAUAUCAGGUCUUUAUGCUUCAUUCAAAUAUGCAAACGUCUGAUCAAAAGAAAGUAUUGAAAACCCCACCUGCGGGUGUUCGUAAAAUAAUUCUUUCCACGAAUAUUGCUGAAACCAGCAUAACAGUCAAUGAUGUUGUCUUUGUUAUUGAUUCUGGAAAAGUGAAAGAGAAAUCCUUUGAUGCACUGAAUUUUGUUACAAUGUUAAAAAUGGUAUGGAUUUCCAAAGCAAGUGCCAUACAACGAAAAGGCAGAGCGGGGCGAUGUAGACCUGGAAUUUGUUUCCGCCUGUUUAGUAGACUCCGAUUUCAGAAUAUGUUGGAAUUUCAGACUCCAGAACUUUUGAGGAUGCCGUUACAGGAACUUUGUUUACAUACCAAGCUGUUAGCUCCAAUUAAUUGUACCAUUGCUGAUUUCCUUAUGAGAGCUCCUGAACCUCCACCAGCUUUAAUUGUAAGAAAUGCUGUACAGAUGCUUAAGACAAUAGAUGCAAUGGAUGCGUGGGAAGAUCUCUCUGAGCUUGGAUAUCAUUUGGCUGACCUACCAGUAGAACCACAUCUUGGUAAAAUGGUGCUAUGUGCUGUUGUUUUAAAGUGUCUGGAUCCCAUCCUUACAAUUGCCUGCACACUAGCUUAUCGAGACCCUUUUGUACUGCCUACUCAGGCCUCUCAAAAACGUGCUGCUAUGCUUUGUAGGAAGCGUUUCACUGCAGGAACAUUCAGUGACCAUAUGGCACUUCUCAGAGCAUUCCAGGCAUGGCAGAAAGCACGAAGUGAUGGGUGGGAGCGAGCCUUUUGUGAAAAGAAUUUUCUUUCACAAGCUGCCAUGGAAAUAAUUAUAGGCAUGAGAACACAGUUGCUUGGUCAGCUUAGAGCAUCAGGUUUUGUUAGAGCAAGAGGAGGCGGAGACAUUCGAGAUGUUAACACAAACUCUGAGAACUGGGCUGUUGUUAAAGCUGCAUUGGUGGCAGGCAUGUAUCCCAAUUUAGUCCAUGUGGACAGAGAGAAUGUAGCAUUGACAGGACCAAAGGAGAAAAAAGUACGAUUUCAUCCCACUUCAGUUCUCAGUCAGCCUCAAUACAAAAAGAUUCCUCCAGCCAAUGGUCAAGCUGCAGCAAUCCAGGCACUGCCCACUGAUUGGCUUAUUUAUGAUGAGAUGACCAGAGCAUAUAGAAUAGCUAAUAUUAGAUGUUGUUCAGCAGUGACACCUGUUACUGUUUUGGUGUUCUGUGGGCCCGCCAGGUUGCCAAGUAAUGCUCUUCAGGAACCUUCGUCCUUUAGAGUGGAUGGCAUUCCCAAUGACAGUAGUGACAGUGAAAUGGAGGACAGAACUACUGCUAAUUUGGCGGCUUUGAAGCUUGAUGAGUGGCUUAACUUUAAACUAGAGCCAGAGGCAGCCAGUUUAUUGCUGCAACUCAGACAGAAGUGGCACAGCUUAUUUUUACGUCGAAUGAGAGCUCCAUCUAAACCUUGGUCUCAAGGUGAUGAAGCUACCAUAAGAGCAAUUAUAGCUGUUUUAAGCACUGAAGAACAGUCUGCAGGUUUACAACAGCCAUCUGGGAUUGGCCAAAGGCCAAGACCCAUGUCUUCAGAAGAACUUCCUUUGGCAUCAUCUUGGAGGGAAAAUAAUAGUAGGAAAACUGCAGCAGAAUGUGAAUUUUCUGAUGAGUCUACUACUGCAGAACGAGUAUUAAUGAAAUCUCCAUCUACGGCAUUACAUCCUCCUCAGAAAUACAAAGAUAGAGGAAUUUUACAUCCUAAACGAAGCACGGACGACCGAUCAGAUCAAUCUUCUGUAAAAUCUACAGAUAGCAGUAGUUAUCCAAGUCCUUGUGCUAGUCCUUCUCCUCCAUCCUCAGGAAAGGGCUCAAAAUCUCCUUCACCAAGACCAAAUAUGCCUGUUCGAUACUUCAUAAUGAAGAGUAGCAAUCUGAGAAACCUUGAAAUUUCUCAACAGAAGGGUAUCUGGUCUACAACCCCAAGUAAUGAGCGAAAGCUAAAUCGAGCCUUUUGGGAAAGCAGCAUGGUUUACUUGGUAUUUUCUGUUCAAGGAUCUGGACAUUUCCAGGGAUUUUCAAGAAUGUCUUCUGAGAUAGGAAGGGAGAAGAGCCCGGAUUGGGGCUCAGCUGGGCUAGGGGGAUUAUUUAAAGUGGAGUGGAUUCGAAAAGAAAGCCUUCCCUUUCAGUUUGCACACCAUUUACUGAAUCCUUGGAAUGAGAACAAGAAAGUGCAGAUAAGCCGAGAUGGUCAGGAACUAGAACCUCAGGUUGGUGAACAGUUGCUCCAGCUAUGGGAACGCCUUCCUUUGGGAGAAAAACCCACCACCGAUUGACACUCAGAACUCAGCUGUGGAAAAAAUCAUGCCUGUUACAACUGUUGAAUGCACUGACUUCCAAAAAUUGAGAUAGGGUUGUGUGUCUCUGAAUGGCCUUUUCUCAUUUAUAAUGUUGCUUCAGAGACACCACCAUCUUUAUAUAUAAGAAAAAAAGGAUCAUUUAAAUCUUUAUAGUGGGUGGAGGAUGUAUUUCACUGACAAGCGCACUGUCCUCAAUUCGAUCCCUGGUACCGGAAAAGAAAUAUAUAAUCUAAAUCUUUAUAGUGACCAGAGUGGAUGCCUCUGUAAUGUUUGUUAAUAAUAUGCUUAUUAAGGCAUAAAAUAGUAAUAGUUCACCAUUUGACAUAACAGCAGUAUAUUUUAAACAAACUUAAUUUGAAGUUAAACAUUUCCUUAAAACCCUGACUUAAAAUUCUUACUGAUGACUUUGUAAUGUGGGAAAGGGCUGAAUGUAUCAGUACCACCAUUUUAGAAGAGUCAACUCUUUAAGAAAUAUUAUAAACAAAUCCAACCAGUCAGCCAGAUUCUAAAGAUAUCCCCUUUAAAAAUAGAGUGUCUUAGGGUCUAUUCAUUUUACUACUUUUAAUCUGAAUAUAUUAAAAAAGGAAUGUUCUUUUGUGUAGACUAUAAAAUGCAAUAGAAUCUGAAAAAAAGGGCAAAAUUCCUUCCUGUCUCUAUUUGGAUCAAGUGUUUAUUUUUGGUCCUACCUCUUGUAAUUUGAUGUAUACUGUACACUUUCUUCUUUUCCUCCCAUUUAACAAACUUCAAAAGUCUCUUAUAUGAGCACAGUGAUUAUGACCUUUUUGUGUUGGUUACUGAAACUUGAUUUAGAUAAAAUUUAAAAACAAACUCAUAUAAGUUUUAAAAAGUGCUCAGUAGUUAUUAGUAUCAAAUAGCUUGAUUGCUGUGUUUUUUAAACUAAAACACAGACCACAGUUCCAAAAGGCUUCUUCCAUUUAUUUUUCAUUAGUUUUUCUUGACGACAUUCUCAGAUAUGAUUUACCUCUUUUUUACAUUUAUGGUUUAAUAAAUAGGAGAUAAUAUUUUUCUUCUUUUUGUUUUUGGUAAAACUAUGCUAAUGCCAAGUUACAUACAUCUUGGCAUUCUCAGGGUUGACUUGAUACUGUUUAUAAGGCUUUUCUUAGAGACUUUUUAAAGGGAAAAUAGAGGUACAGGGAAAAGUGAAAGAAAUGUCUUGGUUACUGAGCUCUAAGUAUUGGACAGGUUUGAUAUAUUUCUCACGAUACAUUUGAGUCAUUAUUAUUAAAGGAACAUGAAUCCAAUUUCAAGACCAAAAAGAAAACUCCUUAAAUCCUCUGGUUCUCCAUUUGAGAAUGAAGAAAUGAAAAAUUAUGGGUCAAUAUAAAACCUUAAGAACCUCUACUUUUUUGGUAAUACAGUAUAUAUGUUAAUUUAGAAUAUCAUCUGUGAAUUUUGCCUGUGUUAGUAAUUAGCUUUUUAAACUACUUUGAGACACACCUGUAAAUUGAGCUAAUAUGAAUUAUGUGAAUUAUGUUUCAUUGUAUCUAUUACCUUUUUUCUUAUUAGAACAACUUGUAUUUUCCUGACAAUGUAUACUUGUUAGUAUACAUUUCGUAGUUCAGUGUUUAAACUUUGGAAGGACUUUUUAAAAUUAAAGCUUGUUUUAAUUUUAAUCUGUUUUCUAAUAUUUAGUCUUGUAUAUAAAUGAGUUUGUUGGUAAAUGAAUACAGUUUGAAUGUAAUUAAAAUGUUUUUGGAAGAGAUGAACUUUAAAUAUACUUAUUAAAUGAAAUUCUAUUAAGUUAUUCUGACCUUGUCAUUUCUAAUACUAACACGACUAAGGUAACAAUGAUUAAAAUAUACCCUGACAUAUUAGUGAAUUUUAUACUGAUAGUAUAUUGAAGAAUACUAAGUUGAAUAUAGAGUGUGAUAGUUUCAUAUCACUAUCCUCUCCAUGGCAAGAAUCUCAAGAGUGAUGUCUGUUCAGUAU
Molecule: messenger RNA, 6164 nt
Organism: Fukomys damarensis (Damara mole-rat)
Lineage: Eukaryota; Metazoa; Chordata; Mammalia; Rodentia; Bathyergidae
Gene: Ythdc2
Product: YTH domain containing 2
Exons: 30
Coding region: 87-4190 (1367 amino acids)
Cellular component (GO): intracellular anatomical structure
Molecular function (GO): RNA binding; protein binding; ATP binding
Source: RefSeq, a predicted model, not a curated record